AUGUCGUCGGGAUUAGCGGUAUGGUGUAUGGGGCUUGUCUGUGUUGGGGUGAUGUGGCUCACCUCCCACGUGUACCAUCUGCUCAUCGAUGUCUACGAACAGUCCGCUGCACUCAGCGACAUUGAGUAUUCAUGGUUCUUCAAACUGCUGCUGAACCUGGUAGGCUACUCCACCGUGCUACUGCCCAUGUUCAUUAUGUAUAAAUAUUUGGAAAAAAUCAACUACUUUGAUAAGAUAAGCAACUCAGGGUGGACGUGGCGCGUCCUGUUCUCGUGUUUCGGUGAGCCGGGCGAGCGGCUGCCUGAGACCGCGAAGGUGCGCAAGGACGAAAGUCCGACACGAGAGGGCGCGCAGCUCGCGUUCUGCUUCAUUGGCCUCAUGUCCUCAUACCUCGUCUGGGGACUGCUGCAGGAGAAGAUCAUGACACAGGUAUACGUGAUGCCAGACGGCAGUACGACUCGGUUCACGGACUCUCAGUUCCUUGUGUUCGUGAACCGGCUGGCGGCGCUAGUGGCGGCGGCCGCGCGACUGGCGUGUACUCGCGCGGCGCUGGCCCCGGUGCCGCUGUACAAGUUCUCGUACUGCUCGCUCACCAACGUCGUCAGCGCGUGGUGCCAGUACGAGGCACUCAAGUACGUCAGCUUCCCCACACAGGUGCUAUCGAAGUCCUGCAAGGUGAUCCCGGUGAUGUUGAUGGGCAAGUUAGUGUCACGCAACAAGUACGAGGUGUACGAGUAUGUGACUGCGGUGCUUAUAUCCAUAGGCAUGAUCAUGUUCAUGUUCGGCAGUCAUGACGAGAAUAUGGUGCCGAGCGCGAUGACGUGGGGCGGCGCGGCGCUGCUGGGCGUGUACAUGGCGUGCGACAGCUUCACGUCGUCGUGGCAGGGCGCCGUGUUCCGGCGCUACCAGUGCGGCGCGCUGCACAUGCUGUGCGCCGUCAACGCGUUCUCGUGCGCGCUCACGGCCGCCGCGCAUGCGCACCACGCGCCGCCGCUGCCGCUGCUGCGCCACCCCAUGUUCGCGGCCGACUGCAUCGUGCUGUCGCUCAGCUCCGCCAUCGGCCAGCUGCUCAUAUACCAUACUAUAGCGCGCUUCGGGGCCGUCGUCUUCACUAUUAUUAUGACGCUGAGACAGGCGGUGUCGAUCCUGCUGUCGUGCGCGGUGUACGGGCACCGCGUGUCGGGGGGGGGCGCGCUGGGCGUGGCCGUGGUGCUGGGCGCCGUGCUGCUGCGCCUGUACGCGCGCGCGCGCCUGCGCACCCGCCGCCGCGCCGCGCAGCUCUAG
Spodoptera littoralis (African cotton leafworm) is the source of this 1284-nucleotide messenger RNA. NCBI's taxonomy places the organism in Eukaryota, Metazoa, Arthropoda, Insecta, Lepidoptera, Noctuidae. The record is from the annotation of a GenBank genome assembly.